UAAUAAUUUGACAACAAAACGCAAAUUCAGUCAGUUGUCAAAAAAGGCCAAAAAUGGCUGAGGCUUGUCAAGUGGCUCGUAAACAAGAUUUGCCUCCCCCUGGGGGCUAUAAACCCAUACCGUACAAGAGAAUACCAGCAAAACAAUUCUUCAGCGGAUAUGCUAUGAUAGCAGGCUACCUCGGUAUCACCGCGGGCGCUGCAUACCUCUACUACCAGAACAUGAAGAUGGUUCAGAAGCACGAGAUUGAGAUGCGUUCAUCCAAGAUGGCCAUCUACCCGAUGCUCCUGGCGGAGCGGGAUCGGGAGUACAUGAAGCAGCUGCGCAGGAACCGCGACGCGGAGGCCGAGCUCAUGCGCGACGUGCCCGGCUGGGAGGUGGGCACAUGGUACGGUGAGCGAGUGUACAAGAAUGAGCCAGAAGACAAGUUCAUUGAGCCGAUCUUCCAUGAGUACUAUGUACACACCGACCCCCAUGAAUGGUUCAAGCGGGCGCAUGUCAAGCUACGCUCAUAAAUGCCCACUACUGCAGUGAUUCUUGCUGUAACAGACCUGUCCCAUCUGCUGGAUGACUCGAGGAUGUAAGAAUUGCUGGCUGAACUAGAAUGAUUCUAUGAAGCAUGUAUAGUAUGUGUUCAUUUAUGUUCGUCAACACAUUUAACAUCAUGGUUUAAUUUAAUGUAGAUAUGUUUAAAUAAAUGGUCUUGAGAGGCAA
Molecule: messenger RNA, 714 nt
Organism: Plutella xylostella (diamondback moth)
Lineage: Eukaryota; Metazoa; Arthropoda; Insecta; Lepidoptera; Plutellidae
Gene: ND-B16.6
Product: NADH dehydrogenase (ubiquinone) B16.6 subunit
Cellular component (GO): respiratory chain complex I
Source: RefSeq, a predicted model, not a curated record